Messenger RNA from Penicillium angulare, 1716 nucleotides. RefSeq lists its product as uncharacterized. The transcript has a single exon. Gene Ontology annotation, cellular component: intracellular anatomical structure. Lineage: Eukaryota; Fungi; Ascomycota; Eurotiomycetes; Eurotiales; Aspergillaceae. Gene Ontology annotation, molecular function: protein binding. The record is from RefSeq and is a predicted model, not a curated record. Bases 1 to 1716 code for a protein of 571 amino acids.
AUGGCUGAGCUCACACCAGUGGCCAAACGAACAGACUAUGUUUUCAACGUAGGCACCUUUGGACGUAAGGUCACUACCAACAGUCCGGAAGCCCAAGUGUGGUUCAAUCGCGGCCUUACCUGGGUUUACUCCUUCAACCACUCGGAAGGUGCCAAAUGCUUCGAACAAGCUAUCGCUCACGAUGAGUCGUGUGCCAUAGCCUACUGGGGCCUUGCCUAUGCCCUUGGUCCAAACUAUAAUCAAUCAUGGGAAUUCUUUGGUGAAAAUCUAAAGAAUAUUGUGGCACGCACAUACCAAGCAUCACGCAAAGCAUUGGAUCUAUCUCCCAGCGCAACUCCAAUUGAACAGGCACUCAUUACUGCGAUUCAAUCUCGUUUCAUUAGUGAUAAGCCUGCAGGCAUGGAGCAAUAUGCUGCUCAAAAUCGUGCCUAUGCUGACGCAAUGGAAACGGCCUAUCGCGCCUUCGGAGAUGAUCUUGACGUAGCGGCGCUAUAUGCAGACUCCAUCAUGAGUCUCACACCAUGGAAACUUUGGAAUUUGGAAACAGGAGAGCCUAAUCCAGGUACUCGCACCUUGGAAGCGAAAAAUGUCUUGGAAAAAGCCCUUAAACACAAAGAUGCGCUCCAGCACCCUGGUUUAUUGCACUAUUAUAUUCACUUAAUUGAGAUGUCCUCCACGCCAGAGCUCGGACUAGUUCCGGCGGACUACCUCCGAGGUCUAGUCCCAGAUUCUGGACAUACAAACCACAUGCCCUCACAUCUGGAUGUGUUGGUCGGCGAUUAUCGAGCUGGCGUUCUCGCGAACCAGCGUGCCACCAUCGCAGACGAGAAGUAUCUAAAAGAAGAGGGCGCAAUGAACUUCUACUCCAUCUAUCGCAUGCAUAAUUACCACACAUUGAUUUAUGCAGCUAUGUUCGCGGGCCAAAAACGCGUUGCUCUAGAUGCUGUCGAUCGCAUGGAAGCUACUCUUCCUGAGGAGCUUCUUAAAUCAAUGCCGGACUUCAGCGAGUUCUUCAUGUCUGUACGCCCCCAUGUGAUGAUUCGAUUUGGAAUGUGGGAUGAAAUUAUCGCUCUCCCCAUUCCCAAAGAUACGGAGCUCUACUGCGUUACCACUGCAUCUACAUAUUACGCCAAGGGUGUCGCGACCGCAGCUACUGGUAAUGUUCCCGAAGCUGAACGCUAUCGCAGUCUGUACGGUGAGGCAGCAAAACGUAUCCCCAGAACCCGUCUUGAUUUUCCCAAUAAAUGCGUGGAUGUACUUGAUAUUGCAUCUGCCAUGUUGGAUGGUGAAAUCGAGUACCGUCGUGGAAACUAUAAAGAGGCAUUUGAACAUCUUCGUCGCUCUAUUGUUUUGGAAGAUGCUCUAGGUUAUAGCGAGCCAUGGAGCUGGAUGCAGCCUAGUCGUCAUGCCUAUGCAGCUCUUCUGUUGGAACAGGGUCAUGUCGAAGAGGCAGCUGCUGAAUAUCGAUGUGAUUUGGGACUUGAUAAUAGUGUUAUUCGUGCGCGUCGUCAUUUGAACAAUGUCUGGGCUUUGCAGGGAUAUCACGAGUGUUUGCUUCGGUUGGGUCGCCACGCGGAGGCUAGGGUCCUUGAACCACAGUUGAAGAUCGCGCUGGCAGUCGCUGAUGUUCCUAUCACCUCUUCAUGCUUCUGCCGGAAUGAUACUUUGCAGACUUCAAAUGAAGGAAAAUGUUGCUCCAGAAACAGCUGUCUUUAA